Gadus macrocephalus (Pacific cod) is the source of this 1869-nucleotide messenger RNA. Its product is annotated as P-selectin. The record is from RefSeq and is a predicted model, not a curated record. Bases 126 to 1655 code for a protein of 509 amino acids. Lineage: Eukaryota; Metazoa; Chordata; Actinopteri; Gadiformes; Gadidae. The transcript has 11 exons.
UGAAUCCAAAUACCAAUGGCUAAACAAUAGGCCGACACCCUGUUUCCAAUGUGUUUGGGCUCCCGGACACCUCCCACUACUUAUACUCGAUCUUAUAGUGAAGAUGUAUCCUUCGACAGAGCAACAUGGCACCGAUGAUGAUGAAGGUGGGGAUGCUCUUGUUUCUUGCGCUUUCGAUCCAAGCUGCAGCACCUCGAGAACAAGGAAAAGCUUGUGAAAAUAGGCAAAAUGGUGAGUUCACAAAGGUAACUGCAAACAACUACAAAGAGACGAGCGCCGUGACCAAUGAAGAGGAGCUGUACGACUGCUCAACUACACAGACGACCUCGGGAGUCCUGAGGUGUCUGGAGGGGCAGUGGACGAAGUGCGCCCGGGUCUGCGGUAGGCCAGUUAGCACCGAUGCCAAUGCCUACCUUGAAAACAAAGAGACCAGCUUCGCCCCUGGAGUCAAAAUCCGCUACUCGUGUGCCGUUGGAUAUGCUCUGUCCAGGGGCAAUCGACACCGAAGAUGUUUACCUAAAACAUUUACAUGGUCGCCUUUAACCAUAAAAUGUGAACGCAUUUCAUGUGGCUCUGCUGGAGAGAUCCUGAACGGAGAGGUCAUCUAUACUGGAGUAGAAUUUGGACACACAGCCACAACAGUCUGUGCCGAGGGACACUUGCUGGUGGGAAAGGCCAACAGGACCUGCUUGAGUGGUGGUUGGGACGGACGUCCAGCCUUUUGUGAAGCCGUGCAGUGUACCAAACCAAAGACCAACACAGAGACAUUGGGCCCCUGGAAGGCCUCGUACGCGUACAGACAGGCCCUGGUGUUCCGCUGCCGUCGGGGCACUCUUGUGGGCCCAAAGGCCAUCUCGUGCAGCGAGAACGCGACCUGGAGUGCCCCCCCUCCCGUCUGCAAAGAUGUUGAAUGUCCUCGUCCAAACGUGCCGCACUCGUCCCUGUCAGGGUCGUGGCGCCCACCGUUUAGGUACAGGUCCUCGAUGACCUUCUCAUGCGACCCUGGCUACGUUCUGGUGGGCCAGGCCUCCGUGUCCUGUAGCCUGGAGGGGAGAUGGACCCCCGCUCUUCCCCAAUGCAUUUAUGUUGAAUGUCCUCGUCCAAACGUGCCGCACUCGUCCCUGUCAGGGUCGUGGCGCCCACCGUUUAGGUACAGGUCCUCGAUGACCUUCUCAUGCGACCCUGGCUACGUUCUGGUGGGCCAGGCCUCCGUGUCCUGUAGCCUGGAGGGGAGAUGGACCCCCGCUCUUCCCAAAUGCAUUUAUGUUGAAUGUCCUCGUCCAAACGUGCCGUACUCGUCCCUGUCAGGGUCGUGGCGCCCACCGUUUAGGUACAGGUCCUCGAUGACCUUCUCAUGCCACCCUGGCUACGUUCUGGUGGGCCAGGCCUCCGUGUCCUGUAGCCUGGAGGGUAGAUGGACCCCCGCUCUUCCCCAAUGCAUUUAUGUUGAAUGUCCUCGUCCAAACGUGCCGUACUCGUCCCUGUCAGGGUCGUGGGGCCCACCGUUUAGGUACAGGUCCUCGAUGACCUUCUCAUGCAACUCUGGCUUCGUUCUGGUGGGCCAGGCCUCCGUGUCCUGUAGCCUGGAGGGGAGAUGGACCCCCGCUCUUCCCCAAUGCAUUUGGAAUGGAUAUAGAUUCAAUGCAUAUGGAUAAGACCUUUCACAACAACAUUUCUUAUCCAACCAACCAUCAAGAGUAUAUAAAGUCACAAUUUCAGCAGAAAAGUAGCAUAUUUGGCCUUGAUGGGAGUAGCAGUGUCAUAUAUGCAAACUAUGUACUUCGCCUUCCACAAAAUCUUUUGUGAUACAAUUAAAUGUUUGAUCAUCGGUCAUCUUUGGCAAUAAUAAACAGAAUAUAUUAAGAUGAA